Molecule: messenger RNA, 4470 nt
Organism: Mya arenaria
Lineage: Eukaryota; Metazoa; Mollusca; Bivalvia; Myida; Myidae
Product: zinc finger protein 560-like
Exons: 4
Coding region: 445-3051 (868 amino acids)
Biological process (GO): regulation of transcription by RNA polymerase II
Cellular component (GO): nucleus
Molecular function (GO): RNA polymerase II transcription regulatory region sequence-specific DNA binding; DNA-binding transcription factor activity, RNA polymerase II-specific
Source: RefSeq, a predicted model, not a curated record
CUCCAACUUUGUUUACCUUUUUCUGUAAAAAAUGUAAACUCAAUUGCUCAUGAUAUCAAGCUCAUUUUUGUUUUGUUUCGUUACUAUUGUAGCCACCGCUGAUCUAUUAUUGUGUGCCUUAAACUGCAGUACCAUGAUUUUGACAAAAGAUGGAAAUGGAUGAGGCACAUCGUAAAAUUAAAACAUUGAUUGCAUCCCUGCUCCGAAGUGGAUAUGAAGUCCUUGUUUUGGUUACACAUGUGAAGGAAGACACAUUCAUUUACGAGGGCACCCAAGGGCCAAGAAUUUCUCAAGGAAACACCACAGCUUCUCAAAUUUCCUGACUUCUGCAGAGGCUCAGCAAAACAAGUUUCCUUGUCACAAGAGGUUACCAUAGGGAAUUCUGUGACAUCAGAACAAACACCACUAAAAAGAGGGAAGACUGUUGUUGGUGCUGGUGUCCCGAUGAUUAAAUUAAAAUUAAAACUUGGAAGCUCCAAGGAUGCAAAAGGUAAGAAGAUUAGAUGGACGGCUCAAACUUGCAAGGAAAAGGACAGUUCUCAAGUCAAAGUUGAUACAGAUUUGUAUAAUGAUGCUGUAAACUGCUUUAAAAGUGACUUACCUGUAAGCAAUGAUUCUGACAACCACUUAAGUGACUUAGACAAUGAAACUUAUAUGGAUGACCUUUCUGAAGUGGAAACUCCAAGCUUGGGCAAUAGUUCAAAUGAGAUAACCAGUAAUGUUAGUUCACUAGUUAAAAAUGCAAAUAUAAAAGGUGAUACGCCCCCUGAUUCAAAAGGCUGCACUAGCAUGAGAAAAUGCUUGAGAAAAUGCUAUGUGUCUUUGUUGAAAAUGUCUCAUGACCAAGAAGUUACAGACAGUGUGAAAAAAAGCAAAACGCCAAAGCUUGAUGUUAGGAAAAUAAUGGACUCAAAGGGUAAGCUAGAUAAAGAUAAUAAUGAUGAGAAUAGCUGUGUGAAAAAAGAGUCAAAUAAAGAUGUAAAUGAUGAUGAUGAUGAUGAUGAUGAUGAUGAUGAUGUUGAAAGGAGGUCAAAUACUGAUGUAAAUGGUCAGGACACAAAUAUUGUAGUUAAGCAGGGUAAAAAAAAACUUCAAGGAAAGAAGAGACUUGUUGCUAUUGAAAUGCCUGUUUACAAACAAGGACUUAGGAAGAAAGUUUUACUUACAGAUUAUGGCAAUGAACAUGAAGAUGUUGAAACUGUCGUCUUCCAAUUGCCCAGUAUGGUGAAAAAGCAGAAACAACUGUUAAAUGAAAUGGACAUUGCAGAAAGGGAAAAGAAUUUGAAACAUACAUCAUUGUUGACAAAUAUAAACACUGCAAAAGAGAAAAUGGCAGAUGCUACAGAUUUGUCAGAAAAGUCUGAGCUUGAUGCAUGUGAAAGAAAUUAUCAAUUGGAGGAGAAGUUUGGAAAACUUGAUAAAAAUGUGAUAUUUAAAAGAAAAUGUAUCGAAGAAAAUGGAAAGACGUUGAUUGACUUUCUUGAGGACAACUUAAAUAGCAAUAAAUCUGUUGGCGAGAACAAGGUUAAGAGUUUAAAUGGUGAAAAUAUUGAAGGUUUUGCAUCUGAAAUAGUGUCAUUUUAUAAAGAAUAUAAUGGUUUUCUGUGUGAAAGCAAACAAGCAUUUGAUGUUUGUCCUUGUUGCAACAUGGAUCUGAAGUCAAAAGAAGAGGCAUUUUGCCUGAACCACUUUCAACCACACAUGGCAAAAUUAAAACAACCUGUAGAAGUUUGUAAACGAUGUCAUAUCACUCUGCCAUCAAGGUGGCUUGCACUUCACUGUUGUAUCUGUGACAUCCCUCGUCUAACAAAUAAGGUUAAUUAUUGGGUCAGAGAUAUCAGAGACGAAGUAGCAGCUUUCACUAUGAAGCUUUGUUUUGGCAAAGAUGACAAGGAGAAGGACACAGCGACUUGUGUUGAAUGUGAGGAACAAUUCCAUAAUACAUUUUCACUCAAAUACCACUUUUUGCAAAACCAUAUCUUUGUGUAUAGGCAUCUUGGAGAUUGUGGGAUGGAAUUUACGAAUAUUGCUGACUUUGCCAAACACAUUAAUCCGGCAUUAGUGGAUAAUGACAGUAAAACACGGUGUUUUAUUUGCCAAUAUUCAUUUAUCUCCAGUUACAAUCUGGAACAGCAUGUCCUGGAGAAACACCCUUCUAUUUCUGAAGGCAAGUGUGAAAAGUGUGGGUCAUGGUUUCAAUGUAAAGUUCACUUACAGGAACAUUACUGUGGUAAACAAGUGUGGCUAAAUGAAAAGAAACUCAAAGCUUGCCAAAGUCUUCAAUGUCAGAUGGAUAAUUGCGGCCUAUGGUUUCAGAGUACAAAGUUGCUUGUAUCGCAUAAUUGGGACGCUCAUGGACUUAAAGCAGAACUUUGCAACAUAUGUGGCAGUUCUUUUAUUGAUCGAAGAAGUUUGAAAAUCCACAUGGACUAUAACCAUGUCCAGCCUGUGACGCAUCCAUGUUAUAUUUGCGGCCAGAUGUAUUGUGGAAGAUCCGCAAUGAGUGACCAUCUAAGGACCCAUAAGAAGCAUUUACGAUGGACAUGUGACAAAUGUGGUGCGGAAUUUAAGAACAGAACUAGCUUUUUCUAUCAUGGAGUGAAAAAGCACCCAAAAGGUGGAAUCCGUAAAGUAUUCACAUGUCACUUCUGUUCUGAAUCAUAUUACAACAAAGAUAGUUAUAAACAACACAUACUGGCAAAUAAUCAUGUUACUGAUGAACAGCCAUUACCAGAUAUUAAAACCUGUGAUCAUUGUGGUAAGAUAUUUGGGUCAGCCAUGGCUAGAACUAGACACAUUAAUCGACAGCAUUCAGAAAAGAAAGUGCAUUGUAGUGUGUGUGAAAAAGAGUUUUCAUGUAAAAGCAACCUCCGACAGCACAUGUGGACGCACACUGGUCAAAGGCCUCGUUGCGAAGAUUGUGCAAUAUAUUUUCGAAGCCACAGAAAGCUUGUGGAGCAUACUGCUGAAAAACACAAUGUUCAUAUGGAGUUUAAAGAGAGGGAUAAAAAAAUAAGAAAGGAACAAAACAAGUCUCAAUUGAUCAAAUGAUGUGGAUCUUCAUCAGUAAAGUACAUGUGAUAGUUACCCAGGCUACUAAACUGGAAUAAAUAUGGCAUAUAAUUAUACUGCCCAGACUUUAAGACAAUACAAGUCAGGCUUGAGGAACAUACAUGCUAGAUUGAAAGAGGUUUAAAGCCCAUAUAGCCCCAAUUGGCAUACUAUAUGGCCUUCAAUGAAAGACCAUACGUACAACCCAGAUUUUUACAUCGAUAUUGAAAGCAUGGUCCACCGAUCUGGGUUUGAUUGGAUUCACCAAUCUAACCUGUAUUAUCCUUCAAUCCUGGCUUUCUUCAGUCUUCUUGAUAAUUGACAAUAAAAGUAAAAUCACUGUCAUGCUUAAAAAAUCAUUGUGAUAUAUUUUUAGCUCACCUGAGCACAAAGUGCUCAACGUGAGCUAUUGUGAUAGGGUGAUUGUCCGUCGUCUGUCAUCCCCAUCCAACGUCAACAUUUUCCUUCAAACAACUUCUCCUCCUAAAUAACUGAGGCAAUUUAAGCAAACUUCACCGGAAUGUACCUUGGGUGGUUUUCUUCUAGAUUCCAUCAAUAAAAGUGGUUCCAUGCAGAACUCUGGUUGCCAUGGCAACUGACAGAAAAAACUUUGAAAAUCUUCUCUUUAGAAAUUAUUGGCCCGAUUUCAAAAUAAUUUUACAGAUGUUCCUACGAUGACCCUCUGUCAAUUUCUUUCUCCACAUGUUGAUUCAUAAAAAACAUGCUUGCCAGGGGCGGUGCUAGUUACUAAUUUUUGCCUAUAUGGAAUAAAUUGAAAUUCUUCUCUUCAGAAACCAUGAACCUGAUUUUAAAAUUAUUUUACAGAAAUGUUCCUUAGGUGACCACCACAUAUCAAAUUCCUUCACCCCAUUGUGAUUCAUAAAAAACAUGGCUACCAGGGCUAUAUUUCCUUAUACAAUGUUUAUAUGUGUGAUGGAAAACUUCUCUUCAGAAAAUAUUUUCACAGACAUGUUCCUGAUGUUACCAUUUUAUCGAAAUAAUUUUUAUUUUUCAUAAUUUCUUUACUGUUUUUCAAAUAAUGAAGCUAUCAACUGCAAACUUCAUGAACUUAUUCACAGUUACAAAAUGCUCUUUAGUGACCAGUUAUAGAACUCCAACUUAAAUAUUGUAAGAGUUAUUGCCCUUUGUAACAUUUUAAACAAAUACAUAUUUUUCAUGUUUUUAUAAGCCCGUUUAAAGAACAAAAUAUAUUAUAGUUUCACCUGCGGCGUACGGGUGGGAGGUGUCCAGUAUGUUGUCUGAUCAAUAACUCAAGAGCCCUUGGUCCAAUAAGGUGAGCGAUAUAGGGUCAUCUUGGCCCUCUUGUUUUUAUCACCUACAUUAUUUAACGAGAAAGUUUUUGUUAUUAGUUAAUAAAAGAUGAAAUUAUUUAAUAUAUCAUAUAAAUUCUUGAAAGGA